AUGGCAGCCUCGAAGCAGGUGCUGUCACUGCUGGUUGCAGCUCUCCUGCUGCACAUGGCCACCAUGCUGAAGAUCAGCGCUUUCAACAUCAAGACAUUUGGGGACAGCAAGAUGUCCAACCAGACCAUCGCAGAUAUCAUUGUCUCUAUCCUGUCAGAAUAUGACAUCACCCUGGUGCAGGAGGUCCGGGAUGCUGACCUGAGUGCUGUGAAGAAACUCAUUGACCAGCUCAACAGCAUGUCCCUGCACCCAUACAGCUUUUUGGAUAGCAUCCCCCUGGGCCGGACCAGCUAUAAGGAGCAGUACGUCUUCAUCUACAGGUCGGACAUGGUCUCAGUGCUGGAAAGCUACUACUAUAAUGACAGCUGCGUCUCCUGUGGGACCUAUGCCUUCAGCAGGGACCCCUUCAUUGUGAAGUUCUCCUCGCCCACCACGCAGGUGGAGGAGUUUGUGAUGGUGCCUCUGCACGCCGAGCCCAGCAGUGCAGCAGAAGAGAUCAAUGCGCUCUACGACGUCUACACUGAUGUUGUCAACAAGUGGGCAACCAAUAACAUCUUCCUCCUGGGUGACUUCAACGCUGACUGCUCCUACGUGACCAGUGCUCAGUGGCCGUCCAUCCGCCUGCGCUCCCUCGACGCCUGCGAGUGGCUCAUCCCUGACAGUGCCGACACCACCGUCAGUGACACCGACUGUGCCUACGACCGGUGGGUGCUGUGGCAGGGAGGGUGCUGGUGCAGGUGGUGCCCCAGGCACUAACACCCCUGUGAUGCCCUGGCAGCAUCGUCGCCUGCGGCACCUCGCUGCGCCAGGACAUCGAGCCCGGCUCUGCCACCAUCAAUGACUUCCAGAAGACUUUCCAGCUCCAGAGCAAGGAUGCUUUGGCUGUCAGUGACCAUUUCCCGGUGGAGGUGA
Messenger RNA from Melopsittacus undulatus (budgerigar), 912 nucleotides. Its product is annotated as deoxyribonuclease-1-like. Gene Ontology annotation, cellular component: nucleus. Gene Ontology annotation, molecular function: deoxyribonuclease I activity; DNA binding. The record is from RefSeq and is a predicted model, not a curated record. Lineage: Eukaryota; Metazoa; Chordata; Aves; Psittaciformes; Psittaculidae. Gene Ontology annotation, biological process: DNA catabolic process.